This is a messenger RNA of Solea solea (common sole), 1566 nucleotides long. Its product is annotated as UDP-N-acetylglucosamine/UDP-glucose/GDP-mannose transporter-like. The record is from RefSeq and is a predicted model, not a curated record. The coding region runs from base 65 to 1072 and encodes 335 amino acids. Gene Ontology annotation, cellular component: Golgi apparatus. The transcript has 13 exons. Gene Ontology annotation, molecular function: GDP-fucose transmembrane transporter activity; antiporter activity. Lineage: Eukaryota; Metazoa; Chordata; Actinopteri; Pleuronectiformes; Soleidae.
CUCUUCAGCGCAUGCGCAGUGGGACGUGAAGACGUCGGUCCGUUGGAAGCGGGCAGAUAACUCGAUGGCACAGCUGCAGAAACGUCGUCAUGGAGCCGAGGACAGACCGCUGUCAGCGGAGGAAACCUCCAGGGAAGGCGCUGCGUCUGACGCGUCCUCCGCUCUGUUCGUCAAACUCGUGGCUGCGGCUUUGUACGGAUUUAGCUCAUUCCUCAUUGUGGUUGUGAACAAAAGCGUCCUCACCAGCUACAGAUUUCCAUCGUCAACAUGUGUUGGAAUUGGUCAGAUGCUGGCUACAGUUGUAGUUCUGAGGAUGGGGAAGAUGUUGGGCAUUAUCUCAUUCCCAGAUAUGGAUCUGAGUAUACCACGCAAGAUGUUCCCACUGCCUUUACUGUAUGUCGGGAAUCAAAUAUCAGGACUGUUUGGGACGCAGCGACUCAAUUUACCUAUGUUUACAGUUCUGAGGAGGUUCAGUAUUCUUCUCACCAUGAUGUUUGAGGGACUCCUGCUGAAAAAGACCUUCUCCACGUCUAUUAAAGCAACCGUGUUCACAAUGAUCUUUGGGGCCUUCAUCGCGGCCAGCGCUGACUUAGCCUUUGACCUUGAAGGAUACGUUUUCAUAAUGCUGAACAACGUACUCACAGCAGCUAACGGAGCAUAUGUGAAGAAGAAGCUGGACUCUCGGGAGCUGGGAAAAUACGGUCUUCUCUACUACAAUGCUUUGAUCAUGAUUUUCCCCACGAUGGCAUAUGCUUACUAUUCCGGGGAUUUAGAAAAAGGCUGGGAGUAUCCUGGUUGGUCUGAUCGGUUGUUCCUUCUACAGUUUGUCCUCUCCUGUGUCAUGGGCUUUGUUCUCAUGUACUCCAUCAUGCUGUGCACACAGUACAACUCAGCACUCACCACCUCCAUCAUAGGCUGUAUUAAGAAUGUUCUAGUAACCUACAUUGGGAUGGUGUUUGGUGGAGAUUACAUUUUUACCUGGACUAACUUCGUUGGUCUAAACAUUAGCAUUGCUGGGAGUCUGGUGUACUCCUAUAUCACUUUCACACAUGAGCAAACAAAAAAGGCGUAAAUAUCGACUCUGCACCCACAGAAGGACAUCCUGAACACAUUUUAUAUCUGUGCAUCAUCACAUGUGGAUGUCACUAUUUUUAAGCAUGUGUUUUUUAAUAAUGAAACAAACGGGAAAUGGGAUGUUGGGUAAAAACUAUUUUUACUGAAACACUAAUAUUAGUGUUCUUACAAUUGUAAUUAAGUGCCUUAUUAUUAUUUUUUAAAUGAUUUUAUAUUUUCAAACACAAUCUUUUAUAAUCAUUUACAUCUGAGAAAUUAAUAAAUAUUUUUAUCUUUCAGUGUAAGUUUUUUUUUUUUUUUUUUACACAUUUAAAGUAGCACUUUAAGCAUAACAUAAUAGCUUUAAAAACAGUUUUUGAUUGUUCACUCACUAAGUGCUUUUACUGUAUACAACUUGAAGUAGGAAACCUGAACUGAACAAUACUCAAGACUCACACUAUGACAACUUCAGUAAUACAUUUAUUAAAUAAAGCCAAUGUUAUUCCAUUCAUA